Fragaria vesca subsp. vesca is the source of this 2541-nucleotide messenger RNA. RefSeq names its product putative U-box domain-containing protein 50-like. Gene Ontology annotation, biological process: protein ubiquitination; protein phosphorylation. The record is from RefSeq and is a predicted model, not a curated record. The transcript is spliced from 8 exons. Bases 1 to 2397 code for a protein of 798 amino acids. Gene Ontology annotation, molecular function: ATP binding; ubiquitin-protein transferase activity; protein kinase activity. NCBI's taxonomy places the organism in Eukaryota, Viridiplantae, Streptophyta, Magnoliopsida, Rosales, Rosaceae.
AUGGAUAGCCGAGCAGAGAAGGUCUAUGUUGCAGUUGGGAAUGAUAUUCAAGAUGGGUUUAAGACCUUGGAGUGGACACUGAAGAAAUGGAAUUCUCAACUGAUUUCCAUAGUCAUUCUCCAUGUAGCUCAUGAUAUUUCGAAGGAUUUCAUCUACACCCCAUUUGGGAAGCUCCCUGCAAGUUCUAUGAAUGAUGAGAAACUGGAAGUUCUUAUGAAAUAUGAGCAAAAAAAGACUGAUAAGUUGCUGCGCAAGUACUUAGCAUUCUGUGGCCAGGUGAAGGCUGAAAUACUAACAGUAGAAAAAUGUGAGCAACCAAUUCAUAAAGUCAUCAUGGAUUUGAUCUUGAGACACCAAAUAACCAGACUGAUUAUGGGAUUCACGUUCUUGAAGACUUCAUCAACUUGGAGGAUAAAGAGUGCAGUAAGUGCAGCAUUUUACAUUCAUCAUCACAAGCCGGAUUUCUGCGAAUUGUUCGUGAUUUGUGGGGGAAGACUAGUUUUCCUUAGAGGAGAAAAUGACAAAGGGACCAUGGAGGAUGAUCAAGGUGUCAUUGUUGCAAAACUGAGAGAAAAAGCCAGUUUCAAAGGUUGGUUAGCAAAAAUGUUCAAUGAAACCUCAGCAACUUCCCCAGAUGGAACUACAGCAAAUGCCAACUCCCCCACUAACUCACAAAACAGUUGGGAAUGCCAUGUCCAAGAAAUUGAAGAUUACUUCCAGCAUUUGUUAUCCUUGAAAUUGGAAGAAGAUUGUGAGCAGGAGAAAGAUGAUGUUCCAAACAAUCCAAUGGAAUCUGACAUGAUUGCUGCAGAAGACAUGAAAACAAAGCUAAAGGAAGCUCAAGACAUAAUCGAGUUGAAAAGAAAGGAAGCCAGGGCCAAUGCCGAUAGACAAACUAAAGCACAAUGGGCCAUUAGUUUAUGCAAUUUUCGGGCUGAGGAACUUGAAGCACAAAUAAAAGAAGAAUUGAAAAAUCGAGCAGAACUAAAGAAAACGCUAGACUGCGAAAAGGAACAGCUUCAUGAAGUUGUGACGGACACUGGAGAGAGCAACAGUAGGCUAAAUUCACUAAUGGAGCUGCAAUUUGAGCUCUCGAAUAAGCUCCAAAUAACCACAUCGGCGAAAUCAAAUACCGAGUCCCAGCUAGAGAUGGCCAUAAGCACCCGGGAAGAGAUGGUUAGAGAGAUUGAGGAGUUGCGGCAGCAUAGAGAUGUUCUGCUUCGUAGAAUAGAGUUUUGUAAAGAAAAGGAUGUCAUUGGAAUGGUUGGAAGGCUCACUGAUACGAGUUGUGGAUUCAAGAAGUACACAGCUGAGGAGAUCAGAUUGGCUACAAACAAUUUUUCAGAACGUUUGAGAAUUAAACCAGGAGGGGAUUGGAACACUACAAUGUAUAGAGGCCGCAUUAACCAUGCCACAGUUGCAAUCAAGAUCCUCAACUAUGCUAAAGGAGAGUCUAAGCAAGAUUUUAAAGCCAAGGUGACAUUUCUUAGCCAAAUAAGACACCCACAUCUAGUAACUAUGAUUGGCUUCUGCACUGAGCUUAGGUGCAUUGUGUUUGAAUAUAUGCACAAUGGUAGCUUGAGAGACAUAUUACUUAGGGAUUUGUUGUUCGCCUCCCACAUAAGCUCAAAGAAAAGAAAACGUACCCUUGGCUGGCACGACCGUAUCCGUAUUGCGGUGGAGAUUUGCUCGGGUCUGGGCUUUCUUCACAUGGCUAAGCCUAGACCCAUUGUUCACGGACGACUAUCUUUAUCCAAAAUCCUCCUAGAUCGCAAUCUCGUCACAAAAAUCAGCGGUUUUGGGCUUUCGCUCAGCCAUAGUGAGCAAAGUGUUAGAUCGGACAUUCGCGCUUUUGGGGUAUUGUUGAUGCAUCUUUUAACAGGAAGGAAUUGGGCUGGACUAGGCCAGGCGAUGAACAUGGACCAAGCAGCUGUGAUUCGUGAUCUAGAUGAGAUGGCUGGACAUUGGCCUUUGGAUUUGGCAGAGAAACUCGCCGGGUUAGCUUUAACUUGUAUGACAAGUAACCGUGGACCGAGUCGGGAUUUGAGGCUGGCCACAGUGAUGGAAGAGCUCAAUGAGCUGAAGAGAAAUGGUGAUGCUAUUGUGGCAAGAAGAAGAUGUGAAGGGAUGAUGGAUGGAGAUGUAGAAGAUAGUGACACCGCUGAUGUGCCUAGUUGUUUCCUCUGCCCCAUUUCUCAGGAAGUGAUGAAGAAUCCACAUGUGGCGGCCGAUGGAUUUUCGUAUGAGCUUGAGACCAUAGAGGAAUGGCUAGGAAUGGGGCAUGAUACAUCUCCCAUGACAAACCUCAAGCUCAAGCACACAGUUCUUACUCCUAAUCACACCCUUCGUUCCCUAAUUCAAGAUUGGCAUAAUAAGAGGUCCCUUCCACCACCGUAGUACAUAGCUAUUGAAAAACGUGAUGAAUUUUUGUAGCAUCAAAGGCACAAUGUUCAUGUUCUUCACCAUACAAGUUCUUUACCCUUUUCGGGUUUUCCCUGCGGAAUUUUUAUCUAUUUAUCUCAUUUUAGGUAGAUUUCUAUC